Molecule: messenger RNA, 1803 nt
Organism: Trypanosoma grayi
Lineage: Eukaryota; Euglenozoa; Kinetoplastea; Trypanosomatida; Trypanosomatidae
Exons: 1
Coding region: 1-1803 (600 amino acids)
Source: RefSeq, a predicted model, not a curated record
AUGCCCGCGGGUGUGUGGGUGCUCGAACAGCCGCUGUCUGCCGCCAAGGAGGAGUGCGCCGCACAGAGUGCUGCUGACACAGAGGGCAGCCGCGACGGCGCCUCGUCGAGCCGGGAUAGCGGGAGCAUCAGCUCUCCUGUCUGCGAGAGGUGCUCGCGCCGUCUCGACACUGUGCCUAUCGGUGAAGGAGGUGAUCCGGACACCGCUGUGUACAUUUCAAUUAUUCAUAACUUGCAGGAGAGGGUGCAGACUCUGCAGAAUGCGCUGCUUUCCGCCUGCGAGUGUGCGGCGCUAUCAGAGAACGUCGAACAAGUUGAAAGUCAUUCGGUCGCUUGCCCUGGGUUGCAGCAGAAACCAGUUUUUGGCGAGGGGCAAAUCACACGAAGGAGGCGCAGCGAGUGGACGCAGGCGGCAGACGCGAACGGUGCCAUGGUAAUGCUUGAAAAACUAUCGUCAGAGUUUCACCAGGGGGACUUUGAGGAGUGGAUGACAUCGGCAUCGUUUGUUUUCCCGGGUAAGGAAGGUACAAGUGUGAGCAACGGUACCGCUGCUCAGAGAAGUGGGAGUGAAGAGGUGGAUGUAGCGGAGGAGGCGCCGAUUUUUCACAGCCCGAAGUGCGAUGACCGCGCUAAGAUGCCAGCGAACGCCGAUUUGCCUGUUGAGCCUAUCAUCUUUGUGGACAUCACGGCCGUGAUGGGCGGAAAGAAUCAGGCAGAACCGACCGCCGAGCUAAGCAGUCACGGCGUGCAGCUUCAGCCAAAGCAAAUAGAAGAAGAACACAUUCACCAGUUGACUACAGAAAAUGCCAAGUUACGCGAGGAGUUCGAUGAGGCGCAGCGUCAGUUAGAUAUUAGAGGCAAUGAGAUGCGAUGUCAGAGUCUAAAGCUAGAAGAGUUGAGCAACAGUAUGGAGCACCUGCAGCAGUGCCAGGCCAAGUUACAGGAGGAACUUGCGGUAGCGCACCGACAGCACGAGGCGGCAAUUGAGGCGGUGCGGGUGUCUGAGGAAAAGAAGGCGGUUGCGAUGGUGGAAUCACUUAAGGCAGAUGCUGUGAAGUUGCAGGAAGCGUGCACAGAAGCGAAGCAUGACGCAGAGGUGGCGUGGUUGGAGGUGAGGCGUUUAGAGCUAGAGCUGCGCGCGUGGGGUGACAAGGAACGUGAGCUGCAGCGGCUUCGCAUUUUAAUGCGCUUCUCGGAGCUGAAGAAAGACAGUGACCAGCUCGGCAGCAUCGUGGAGAAGAUGGAGGCUGCUGACAAGGAGAAGGAGCAGCUGCGCGAGGAAAACAGGCGCUGCCGCACGUUGCUCGCAGAGUACCGUUGCCGCCUUGACGCUGCGUUGGUGCACUGCGGCAGCGACGACAUCAACGACACCAGCACCAACAAAAUCAACAACAACAACAACAACAACAACAACAACAACAGCAGCAGCAGCAGCAGCAGCAGGAUCAAGAAGAAGGACAAGAACAAGAAGGGCAACAGAGACACAUGCGAGCCGGUUGUGUGUGGUGACACAGCGCACAUGACGCGGCCCUGCGUCUCAAGUGAGGCGCCGCGCAGACCCACACGGCCGGCGUCAGCACAACGGGUGACAAGUUGUGUCUUGCAGCGCGUGUCGCUGUUGCACGCACGACCACGCCGCGCCUCCGCUGGGAGACCUCCGCUUGACCCCGCGGUGUUUCGUUCACACAGGAGUGUAUCCCGCAGCCUACUGUUCGAGGGGGAAAGAGGUGGCACGCAACAUCGGCAGCAGACUGCAGUAUCGCUGCGCUCGAAGAGCCGACCGAGAUCGUUGCCGGUUGCGUGA